AUGGGUGUUGGGAAGUCUAAACUAGAUAAGUGCCCUCUUUCUUGGCAUAAAAGAGACAGUGUGGAUGGCGAUCAAGGCUGCCAUGAGUCAGACUCCAAGAACUCUGAGAAUGCGUCCUCGCCUGCUUUUGUGGUGCAUAGCAAUGGAGUAGAGCAGCCAAUAGGGGAGCAGGACAGACCCGAGGCAAAGGGGGAGGGGCAUGAGGAGCAAGCUGAAGAAGAGUUCCUCAAAUUUGUGAUACUGCACGCAGAAGAUGACACCAACGAGGCCCUCCGAGUCCAGAAUCUACUGCAAAACGACUUUGGUAUCAGGCCUGGGAUAGUUUUCGCCGAGAUGCCAUGCGGAAGACUGCACUUGCAGAAUCUAGACGAUGCGGUAAAUGGGUCCGCCUGGACGAUCUUGUUACUGACUGAGAACUUCUUAAGAGACACCUGGUGCAACUUCCAGUUCUACACUUCCCUGAUGAAUUCUGUGAACAGGCAACACAAGUACAAUUCCGUCAUACCUAUGCGGCCCCUGAACAGUCCUCUUCCCAGGGAAAGGACUCCGUUGGCGCUGCAAACCAUCAAUGCCUUAGAGGAAGAAAGCCAAGGCUUUUCCACACAAGUGGAGAGGAUUUUCCGGGAAUCUGUGUAUGAGAGGCAACAAAGUGUAUGGAAGGAGACACGAAGUGUGACACAGAGACAGUUCAUUGCCUGAAAUGGAGCAUGCACCCGGCUCCUGUUUUGUAAACAAAAUGGCUCACCUUCACUUAAGAGAGUGGUUUCUAAGAAAUGCUUAGAUGUGAGUCUGCUUCCAAGAAAUCUGUGGCUCGUAAGAAAGGUACAUUUCUGCAGCCUUAGGAUUGUGCUACUUUCAAAUGAUAAACUCAAGACUGUCAGAGUUUCUGGCACUUUUCUUAUAGUUUUCACAGUUCAUGAAUAUUCUUAACUCAUUUCUUGUGUUGAACCAGACAUUUUCAAAAUACGAUAUUGAAAAUUCUCAAAAGACAUGAUGAAAAUGGCUCUGGCUGGAGCAGGUCUGACCACCUCCCUUCCUGCUUCUCUCAUGAAUUUUAAAUACCACAAAGCAUCCUAGCGCUGUCACACAGAAACAUGGGUGGCCAGAAUGGGACAUGUGCAGUAUAGGAGUAGUAAAUAGGAGAUCAGAUAUAGACUUCGGGCUGGGCACAAGUGGCACUCGCCUUUAGUCCCAGCACUCAGGAGGCAGAGGCAGGAAGAUCUCUCCUGCUCAUUCGCCAGCCUGGCCUAUAGAGUGAGUUCCAGGAUAUCCAGAGCUACAUAGAGAAACAAUAUCUUGAAAAAAAAAUUAGAAUUAGUCAAAACAGUCAGGUUUUGGGAAAUAAUCCAGCCAUGUGUGGUUUUAUUUCUGCUGGAAUUCGGAACUAGAUCCUACCACAAAUUGGCAGUCCUUUCGAGAAUGUGAUAGAGGGACUCUGGGGAGAUGGGUCCCCAUCUUGUUAGGUGUCUUCUGCGACCAGGGCUUUAAUUCUUGUGAAUUUAAAGCUUGUGAAAAAUAUGCAACUCAUCAGCUCUUGGCUUUUAAAAUCAAUAACCUCUCACAUUAGCCUUUAGAAUGUCCCUUGCACACAGUGUUUAACUCAGGGAAUGUUUCUUAGCUAGGGCAGUGUGUGU
Molecule: messenger RNA, 1634 nt
Organism: Rattus rattus (black rat)
Lineage: Eukaryota; Metazoa; Chordata; Mammalia; Rodentia; Muridae
Gene: Ticam2
Product: toll like receptor adaptor molecule 2
Exons: 1
Coding region: 1-699 (232 amino acids)
Biological process (GO): positive regulation of cytokine production involved in inflammatory response; positive regulation of canonical NF-kappaB signal transduction; lipopolysaccharide-mediated signaling pathway
Molecular function (GO): protein kinase binding
Source: RefSeq, a predicted model, not a curated record